Messenger RNA from Chroicocephalus ridibundus (black-headed gull), 4020 nucleotides. RefSeq names its product osteoclast stimulating factor 1 (gene OSTF1). Gene Ontology annotation, molecular function: protein binding. Gene Ontology annotation, biological process: signal transduction. The record is from RefSeq and is a predicted model, not a curated record. The transcript is spliced from 10 exons. Bases 192 to 836 code for a protein of 214 amino acids. NCBI's taxonomy places the organism in Eukaryota, Metazoa, Chordata, Aves, Charadriiformes, Laridae.
CUCCGUCCGUCCGCUCCGCUCUUCCUUCCUCAUCCUGACCGCCGCCGCCCGCCGCUCCUGGGAGCCCGGCGAGGGCAUUGCGACGCCGCCCGCCCCGGCCCGCCCCGGCCCAGCAACCGCGGGCCCGCUCGCAGGCAGCCGAUCGCCGCCCCACCGCUUCCCCCCCGUCCGCGCUCGGGCCGGCCCCCGCCAUGUCCAAGCCGCCACCUAAACCGGCCAAGCCAGGGCAGGUUAAAGUUUUCAGGGCCCUGUACACAUUUGAGCCCAGAACGCCAGAUGAACUGUACUUUGAAGAAGGAGAUAUCAUUUACAUCUCAGACAUGAGUGAUACCAAUUGGUGGAAAGGAACUUGCAAAGGGAGAACUGGACUAAUUCCAAGCAACUAUGUGGCAGAGCAAGCUGAGUCUAUUGAUAACCCACUGCAUGAAGCUGCCAAACGUGGCAACCUAAGCUGGUUGAGAGAGUGUUUGGAUAAUCGAGUUGGGGUCAAUGGCUUAGACAAAGCUGGAAACACAGCUCUGUACUGGGCAUGCCAUGGAGGCCACAAAGAUAUAGUGGAUGUUCUGUUUACCCAGGCAAACCUAGAGUUAAACCAACAGAACAAAUUGGGAGACACAGCUUUGCAUGCUGCUGCAUGGAAAGGUUAUGCAGAUAUUGUAGAGAUGCUGCUGGCAAAGGGGGCAAGAACAGAUCUGAAGAACAAUGAGAAGAAACUGGCUUUAGAAAUGGCAACCAAUGCAGCUUGUGCUUCCCUGCUUAAGAAGAAACAGAGUGCAGGUACAGUCCGAACAUUAAGUAAUGCAGAAGAAUACCUCGAUGAUGAAGACUCUGAUUAGCUUUUUUCAUUCAGCCUAAAGAACUAUAACUUGCAUUGCCUAUGGCAUUCCCCAAAUAUAUCUUUACAAGUGUAAAAAUAUCUUACUUAGAGCAUUGCAGUCUUCCAAUAUAGCAUAUAAAUGAGAGGGUGAAAUCAUGCUUUCCAAAGGAAUAAUCUUUAUGUGUGCCAGAAGAUGCUACAUUUUAAAUCAGUGUUCCUUUGGAAUUUUCUCACAGAGGAAGUGUGGCAUACCCUUAUCAUUGAAUGGGCAGAGGACCAUCUUCUAAACUCACAGGCGUCAUCUCAUGCCUUCCCAGCAAGUGCCUUGUGUCUCUGGAAUACACUCCUCAAACUGAAAGGUCCCUCUGGGACAGCAAGAUACCAUUGCUAACGUUUCUCAAAAUCUCCCUGGAUAUAGGUUCCUUUGUGCAGAUAAGAUAAUACUGGCAGAGGCAGUACCGGCUGACAGGCAUAAAUGGAGAUGCUGCUAUAGAGGGUGACAAUCUUUUGCCCACAUAGAGCCAGCAAGACAAAGUUUGAUCUUAUUUUUUAAUAUUUUUUGGCAAAAAUUUUUUUCCCCCAUUCCUUCCUGUACCCCUGUAAAUAAGGGGUAGAAUGACAUGGGAUGGUCUGCCCUUUAUGCUUUGUCUUCUCUAUUGCUAUGGGCCCAAUCCCUGAAAUGUAAACUCAGGUGAAAUGCUUGCUUAAGUCAGUUUUGCUUGAGAAAUACACUUACUUCUGACUUAACAACUUUAUUAUUUUGCUUUUUGAAGUGCAUUAUGCUGAAACUAUUCAUAGUGAAAGGAAGACAGAAUAUUUUUCUAUUUAUCCUGCCUAAUUUUUUUUUACUGAUCUCUUGCUUUUGUUUUUUAAAAAUGUUCUUAUAUUUUAUCCUAAAUUACCUCAAAGCUUAAGUGUGUUUGACGGAAUGAGGGAAGAUAUAUAUCAAAUAUACCAGAGUUAUCUUUAGGAGAGAUAUCUGAAGCUGAAUAAACAUUUUAAAAAUGUAUUCCUUCUUCCUGUGAAUUAAAGAGAACUGAAAAAUAAAUUGAUCCACUUUCAAGCUUCCCUACAGAGUUAAAAAAUAAGUACUUCCUUCAGAUUGCUCAAAUAGCAGCAGCCAAUUAUUAUACCCUACUGAGGGAUACUUCCUUACUGUGAUGGUAAGAAAAGUAUUUGACAUACAAUCUCAUUUUUAAUUUUUGUUGCUAACUUCCCUAUUAGCAACAUAUAGCAGUCUGUGAUACUUAAAAAAAAAAAAAAGGAAAAAAAAAAGAAAAAAAGGCAAAAAAAUAUCUCAUGUGAAAGACUGGGGAUAAAUGAAAAGCUUGUGUGAAAGAUUGGGGAUAAAUGAAAAGCUCGUGUGAAAGACUGGGGAUAAAUGAAAAGCUCUUGUGAAAGACUGGGGAUAAAUAAAAAUCACACUAAGUAUUUUAGAGAUUAAAAGAAGUCUAGAGCACUCUAACAUCCCACUUUAAAAAUGUACUGAACCAAAUUUUUUGUAUUUUUAUUAUCUGGAAAGAACUAGAUACAGGUAAAGCUUGUUCUAUGAGCACUUACCAAAGAAGGCAGCACUUGAUUGACCAGAAUUAUAAGAUAGAGCCAUUGCACAAAUAGUCAUCUGCAGAUAUAAUUCUAAACUGUUUAAGUGUUAAAACCAUACAACAAAUGAUUUAGCCCUAUGAAAUACUGUGGUGGACUGGACAGUGAUGUUUUAUUUUGUGUGAACUUGAAGAUCCUAGAGGGAAAGAAAUUAAAAACAAAGCCACCAAGUUUUUCUCUCUAGCUUUCAUUAGAAUAAUUGUUGAACAGAACUUAUAAUAGAUGGAAACUGUCCUGUUUCACGUUUUAUCAGACAGCUAUUUUUACUCGCUCAGACAUCUAUGACAGUCAAGCCGCAUGCAUGCUGUUUAACAUGAUGCAGUUUCCCAGUGCAAGCAAAAAAGGACCUGUAGUAGGAGGCUAGAGAAGCAAGAAUGUUCAUGUACCUGUUACAGGAGUCUUUUUCCUGCAUAAACAAAGCUCUCAAGGUUAAAAUUCUUCAGUGUCACAGGAUGUGGAGAGAAUGACUCUUCCAAGUCAUUGUUUUCUCUGUCAAGCUUUGGAGGUGGAAUUUGUGGUCAUAAAUAACUCUUAAUGUGAUGCCUUCUGCUGCCACGUGUUCAAUAUCCUAGAAGUUAAUUGCAGCAUCUGAUAUAAAAAUCUAAUGUUGUGCUCACAUCUGUGGAAUUAGCUGCUGCCGGAAGACCCUGUGUUCUUCUGCAGGCAGAUCUAGGUGCUGCAAGGGCGGAAUGGUGGCGGAAGCACAAGAUGGGCCCAAAGAUUGCCUGUGAAGUCCUUACUGCUGUGUCCUGAAGGAGGCACAUUUACAUCACAAGGCAGCUAGCUAAUGCUGUAAUUUGUUUCUAGGACCAGAAUUACUGCUUUUUUUUCCCACGACUUUGUUUUUCCUUAUGCAACUGUCUACUCAGCUUGUGAAAUAGAAAUCACUGUGAAAACUUUCAGGCAAUAAAUUACUUUUUGCCUAAUUCUAGCAGUUAAGUUUUGAUUUAAAAAAAAAAAAAAGAGCACAGAGCAAAAGUCCUAUAGCUAGAAGGAAUUACAGCUGGAGUAAGAUGAUACAGUAUCUUACUAGUUAUGCAAACCCAGUUACUCCCCUUACUUUUCUACAAUGUGUGUGCCACUGCAGGCUCUUGGAUAAAUUCAAGACUCUUUCCAAAGACAUCUGCCUUCAGGUUUGUAACAAUAAGAAAAAUAGAUUUUUAAGAGGAGCAGCAAAAUGAAAGUUGUCAAGCUCAUGGUGUCUCCUAACUGCACAUUGAAGGAUAUUCUGUCUUGUGUACUUCUGUUUGAAUUAAGUGUGUGCCUUUCUAUUGAAAAUAAGCUAUGUUCCAAUUAGAAGUGCUAUGCUGUUAGGGGAUAGAAAUUGUUCUGAUUUAUUUGAGGCUUUUUCAAACUACACCAGUAAAUUUUUUGUCUGCUUCAUCAAAAAUAAAAUGCUUAAUCCCUCUUUUCUAGAAAAUAACAUGGGACAUUUCUUGAACUGUCUUUAGUAUAGUUCUUAAACAGUCCGUGUGGAUAAUCUUCAAGUUAUUACGCUGUUUUACUAAGACAAAACCCACCUUACUUAAUUCAGCUCUUGCAUGUCCUAUCACCUGAAAUAUAAUUUGCUUAAAAUGGUUAAGGUCACAUUAGAUGUUUAA